GUUCGCGACCAACACAUCACUACUUUACUGAGCUCAAAGAAGUUUCAGCUUCUCUCCAACUAAAGUAACGGCUGGUGGAGUUAAAGCGUUAUUUUAAUGUUUCCUCUCGUUUAGACCACAGAGACCUAACUUGAGGACUUGAGUGUUGGUUUAUUCUGCUCUUUUUGUCAGUAAGUGUUAAUAGAAAUAAACAUCCAGCUGAAAUCUGGGAGAGCCGAUGGAGAGCAGUUUGUAUGGAUACAGAUGAGGCACGAUGCUAACCAGCUAGCUACUAAGGAAAUGGUGAGUGUCAACAUUAUCCACUGAAGAACAGCAACAGGAAGUCGAUCCACUGACAUGGAGGGCACCGGAGAGAUCAGUGACACUGACAGCGGAAUCAUCCUUCAUUCAGGCUCUGACAGCCCAAUGACACAUACGAAGGAUGUGACCACGCACACACGGGCCAUGAAGCUCAAACACCAGGCUCUACAAGAGCGACUGGAGCUCUGCGUACUGGAGCUGAAGAAACUCUGCAUCCGAGAAGCUGAGUUGACAGGCCGACUGCCAGAUGAUUACCCUCUGAUGCCAGGAGAGAAGCCUCCGCAGAUUCGCAGACGUAUUGGAGCUGCGUUUAAAUUCGACGAUCAAAGCUUCCCUCGAGGAGCAGAGGAGUCAGAACUGAGUUUGGUGGAUGCCGAAUUGUCACUUCAGAUGAAGAUAUAUGAGGCAGCACGCAGGCUCUGUGAGGAGGAUCACCUGAGUAAGGCUGUCAGAAAGAGCCGGAUACAGCAGUGCAAGAGAGAGGAGAAGAAAGUCAAACGGCUGCAAGAGUCGGCCUUUCAGCUACGACUGGAGCACGGUCGAUCAUCACCACUCCCUGCUUUUAAUAUUGCACAACACGAUCUGGGUACAUCUGACGACAGCUCUCUGUCUGAUUCUGUAGUUCAAGAUGAAGAAGUGACAAGUCAGUCUUCACAGCUGUCCUCAGGACUCCCCGAUCCAGGAGAGACCGAUUCUCCCCAGCGUCCUCCUCUGUCCUCACAGUCCUUCUCGAACGGCUCCUACUUGUCUCCAUCUGUGGAUCCACGGAACCUGCCGCUGACUCCAAUCCAGUCUCCCCAUCCGAGCCUUGACUCGAGUUUUAGCUCGAGCCCCAUAUGUGACCUUCCUCCCAUCCAGCACUCCCCGUGGUCGGAAUCCAGUCUCGACAAACCUUACCAGAAGAGCAAGAAGUCGCGCUCCUCCAGCAAGACAAGUAGUCCAGCCAAAAGUGAAUUGUUGCCACCGUUGGAGGCUUGCUUUGCUGCCCAUCUGAAGCUCGGACGCUCCCAGUCAAACAGCACGCCUUCCACGCCAGAGAUGCGAGUGCACAGACAACUCUCUCUCAGGGUAUCCAACCCUGAAUCUUCAUAUGAAAAGGACCGUGGUCGCCCCAGAGGUCCAAGGAGGCGACUGACAGAAUAUGCGAUAACUUUACCAGCGACACCUCCCCCCGUGGUGAACUAUGGAAACCAUAUUAACUCUGAGGAUAGCAACUCUGAACACUCGUUUACAUCUUACAACAGCUCACCCUGUCAGGAGUUUCCCUGUGAUUCGCCCAAACAAUAUCCGUCUGCAUUCCAGCACUCUAGCCCAGUUGGCAGCUAUGGACCUCAAGCCUUCCCACGCACUGGCUUUUACCAUAAUCCCAGGAACCAGUCCAGCCCCAGUUUUCCCAAAGCCUAUUACAAUGAAGAAGUGGUGUACCAACCUGAGCUGGACUUGGCACGGAGCUAUUACGUCCAGCAGGCUCCCUGUCCUCCCAACAGAUAUGAGUAUUACUACAAAGACGCUGCUGUGCCCCACCAGAGAGCACAGAGGCCUUUACCUCCUGAUAUCAGACUCUCCCCCUCCCCGGCUCAAUGGGACCAUCCACACUACCGCCCCAGUGGCCUCCCACAACAAGUAGUGAACGAACAGCUCAAGUCAUGGCACCGGCGCAGUCAGCUCAAAUCCCCCAGGUCCCGCUCGCUUGACAGACAGGGAGCAGUCAGAGUUAAAAACAUAUCCGCUCGGGAGGCAACCUUCCACCAAAAUCAGAAGUACCACGAACAGGUUAUCCAAAGAAAGGCUUUAAGAGUUGGAGAUGACACCCAAGGUCACUGGGUAGAUGAUGGCGCUCACUUUGUAAGUCAAGUGUAAACCAAAGACCACCUUGGACCGCAAACUGAACAUGUCAAGUCAGGCUGCAACUGCAUUCAUUCCCAAUAAACCAAAGAGAAGAAGUGGACAGAAAAUCAAGUCAAAUGAACUGUUUAUGCCCAUAAAAAAACACUUUUUUUCAUGAUUCCUGUUUCCCUGUCUGCCUGCCUGUAUGUGGGCAUAUAAAGGGAGGAUGAAAAAACUGGAAUGUCUUACUGCAAUCUAGUACAAUGAUAACACUUUGGUGGCCAAAGUUGAAUCAAACACCUCUCUGACAGUCACAGCAAAAUUGGUCACAAAAUGGCACAUCUGUAAAGGUUACCCGUUGUUUUUGUCCACUCUCUGUAUGUUGUUUGUUACUAACAGUUACAAAUUGAACUGAAUGCUAGUUACUGUAAAUGUUACAGAGCGCUGUUUUUACCUGUGACUGUUGUUUGUGAACAAGGUGUAUAAAGAGCUGUAAAUCUGCCAGCUCAAAACUGGUCAUUCGGUUUCUCAAAAAACAGAUAUCAUCAGCAUUAGGGCUGGAUAUUGUUUACAAAAUGAUGAUAAAUUUACCAGUAACAGUACCCUUAAAAUGAUACCGAUACCAAAAGA
Messenger RNA from Sebastes umbrosus (honeycomb rockfish), 2757 nucleotides. It is a transcript of the gene inavab, whose product is annotated as innate immunity activator b. Gene Ontology annotation, biological process: adherens junction maintenance; positive regulation of protein ubiquitination. Lineage: Eukaryota; Metazoa; Chordata; Actinopteri; Perciformes; Sebastidae. The record is from RefSeq and is a predicted model, not a curated record. The transcript has 10 exons. The coding region runs from base 337 to 2160 and encodes 607 amino acids.